Molecule: messenger RNA, 1621 nt
Organism: Lindgomyces ingoldianus
Lineage: Eukaryota; Fungi; Ascomycota; Dothideomycetes; Pleosporales; Lindgomycetaceae
Product: F-box/WD repeat-containing protein pof1
Exons: 2
Coding region: 85-1620 (511 amino acids)
Biological process (GO): ribosomal large subunit assembly
Cellular component (GO): nucleolus
Molecular function (GO): protein binding
Source: RefSeq, a predicted model, not a curated record
UGCGAGUAGACUCAGCCAGAAUAUUUCUGAUCCCCAAGAAGUUGCCACUUUGUCGCACCCUCUCAGUUACACCUUGCCUUAUUGAUGGCCACCCAAUACCCACCACCCUCAAAACGCCAGAAACGCGAGCGGGCAGAGAUUGCGCGAGAGCAGCAGGAUGUUGAUCAGGCGAUUCCAGAUGGCAGCGUCCGAGUCCGCUUCAUAGACCAAGCCACUGGUGAAACAGGCAGCCUCCCCGUCCUCACCGUGCCCCUCUCGCAAGCCUCGACCAAGAACCUCGAAAUCCUGCUGAAUGAAUUAAAAGAACAAGGAGAGGACAGGAUACCAUAUCGCUUCUUUCCCGAUGGAGAUGUGGAAGCCUUGGGAGAUAGCGAGGACUUAUACCAUGCCCUGGUCAAGCCUGGGAAGGUGUCCGCGGAAAGCGAGAUCAUACUGCAGUAUGCUCCGCAGGCCGUGUUUAGGGUAAAGGCAGUAUCGAGAUGCGCAGCGGCUGUAUCAGGGCACGGCGACAACAUAUUAGCCAUACAAUUUUCGCCAGUGGAUUCAAGCAGAAUGGCAAGUGGCAGUGGAGACAAGACAGUCAGGAUAUGGGAUUGCGAUACUGGAACUCCCGUGCACACCUUGAAGGGGCAUACCAAGUGGGUGUUAGCAGUGAGCUAUUCACCAGAUGGAUCUAUACUAGCCUCGGGAGGUUAUGAUAACCAAGUACGGGUAUGGGACCAAAGUACGGGGAAGCAGAUCGGCGGACCACUGACAGGUCAUACCAACUUCAUUACGUCCCUUUCCUGGGAGCCAUAUCACUUACAGGAACCAAAUCGGCCGCGAGUAGCAUCGUCUUCAAAAGAUGGGACGGUUCGAAUAUGGGAUGCAAUUGGAGGGAAGACAGAUUUUGCACUUACCGGUCACAAGAGCAGUGUGACUUGCGUGAAAUGGGGAGGAACUGGACGGAUAUACACCUCUUCCCACGACAAGAUGAUCAAAGUCUGGAACGCCGCUACUGGGACUCUUCUGCAUACUCUUGCUGGCCAUGCACACUGGGUGAACCAUCUGGCGCUCUCUACCGACUUCGUCGUACGAACAUCUUACCAUGAUCAUACUCGAAAAGUUCCUGCUACCCCCGAAGAAAAGUUCGCGAAAGCCAAAUCACGCUUCGAAAAAUCAGCCACCACUGGAGGCGAGAUUGUUGAGCGUUUAGCAACUGCUAGCGAAGAUUGCACUCUCUUCCUUUGGACGCCGCUCACAAGCACCAAACCACUGACUCGAAUGACGGGUCACCAGAAACAAAUCAACCAAGUCUGCUUCUCCCCGGAUGGCACGCUACUUGCAUCCGCAGCGUGGGACAACCACGUCAAGAUCUGGUCUGCUCGAGAUGGAAAGUUUCUCUUCACUCUGAGGGCCCAUGUCGGGCCAGUUUACAUGGCUAGCUUCUCGGCCGACAGUAGAUUGCUGGCGAGUUGUAGCAAGGACACCACGCUCAAAGUGUGGGACAUGAGGACUGGAAAGUUGAAGGAAGACUUGCCGGGUCACAAAGACCAGGUGUUUGCUUUAGACUGGAGUCCGGAUGGUGAUAGAGUGGGCAGCGGAGGUGCAGACAAGCAGGUCAGAAUCUGGAGGAAUUAAA